Messenger RNA from Centropristis striata (black sea bass), 2923 nucleotides. It is a transcript of the gene creb3l3l, whose product is annotated as cAMP responsive element binding protein 3-like 3 like. The record is from RefSeq and is a predicted model, not a curated record. The transcript is spliced from 10 exons. The coding region runs from base 133 to 1617 and encodes 494 amino acids. Gene Ontology annotation, biological process: regulation of transcription by RNA polymerase II. Lineage: Eukaryota; Metazoa; Chordata; Actinopteri; Perciformes; Serranidae. Gene Ontology annotation, cellular component: nucleus. Gene Ontology annotation, molecular function: RNA polymerase II cis-regulatory region sequence-specific DNA binding; DNA-binding transcription factor activity, RNA polymerase II-specific.
GCCUUGUUGGAAGGUGGUUUCUGGAGGAAGCGCUGUGACGGUAGACAAGCUAGCAGAGAAGAAACGCUGAGUGGAGAAACCAAAAGACACCGGGACGACUCACACGAAUGGUAUUUUGUCUCCUGCCAUCACAUGAUGUCAGUCUCUGAGGACCUUGCAGACAUGGAUGGAGCAGACCUGUUAGGGCUGCUGUUCCACAAUGGAGAGGAUGGAUCUACUGAGCCUCUGUUUCCUGAUGAGACUGGGCUCAUUGAAUCCUGGCUGUCUGAGCAAGAUAUGCUGACCGGAAUGGAUACUGAAGACUUUCUCUCCAGCUUGUUAGAGGGAGAGGACGUUGCAACUUUCCGUCCCUCUCCUUCUCCUCUGGGCAGCGACAGCGGCAUUUCUGAUGACUGCAGCACCGGGGUUGGCAACAACAACCUCCUGGGAUGUCCGAGUCCCCACGGCAGCGAUAGUGACGUUGUGCCCAGUCCUAGCUACUCCCAGCCCAGCCCCGUGCACUCAGACCCUGCCCUGGCACCUGGAGAGCUGCAGACAGAGAGCCUGGAGGUCUUAACAGUCCAGGCGGAUCACAGCUACUCUAUGCUGCAGAGUGGAGACGGGGACAUGGAUGUCCUGCAGAGUGUGAGGGCAGAGAAGCCAGAUACAGAUGUCUUCAUUGAUCUGGACGACUUGGUGAGUGAGGCAAUGGUGGAGGACAUGACAGAUGAGCUGCCCUGCACUUUGUCCAUAGAAGACUCACAGGAUUCAAUUGAAGACAACCAAACAGACCAGUUCCAGUUUAAAGAGAUUGUGCUCACAGAGGAGGAGAAGCGGCUUUUGGGGAAAGAGGGAGUAACUAUUCCCACUCAUAUGCCUCUCACCAAGGCGGAGGAAAGGACCUUGAAAAGGGUCAGGAGGAAGAUCCGCAACAAGCAGUCUGCUCAGGAGAGCCGCAAGAAGAAGAAGGUGUACGUUGAUGGACUGGAAAACAGGGUUGCCAUCUGUACUGCACACAACCUGGAGCUACAGAAGAAAGUUCAGAUGCUUCAGAAACAGAACAUCUCCUUGAUUGAGCAGCUGAGGAAGCUGCAGUCUAUGGUGAAGAUGUCGACUAUGAAGGCCAGCACGACCAGCACUUGUGUUAUGGUGUUCCUGCUGUCUUUCUGUCUCAUCAUCUUCCCGUCAGUUAAUCCGUUUGGUGGGAACAGAGAACAAAAGGAACUCUACACACCCUCCUCCAUCAUUUCCCGGACCUUGCGCUCACUGCCAGCAGAAAGCACAGAUGCCAUAUCCUACCUCGAGCCUGAAGAUGAGGAGCUUCUCUUAGUGCCACAAGCGGAGGUGGAGAACACGAAAGCCAUAUUCGCCGGCGGUCAAAUGAACCACACUCCCGACUACCAGAGGGUGGAGCAGUCUGACUCGGAAACAGGAGUCAACAGCAACUCUUCGGCAGACUUCCCCAGUCCCGCUCAGGCUGCAGAGAUGAAGCAGGGGCCUGCUGCCGGAGUCGGGGCAUUACAGGAAGCUUCUAUUGAUGCGGCAGUGGUGUUGGAGGUCACAGGAUCCAAGGAAAAUUGGAUAGACCGAAAUCCCCCAUCUGUCAUAUUACAACAGCAUCGCUCAGAUGAGAUGUAGUAGGGAGACGAUGAUCAAUAUAACCAGCAGAGGGAGCCAUAUUCCUAAUGUUUUAUCAGAGCUUAAAUUUACAAAGGAUGAAGGGAACAUACCAGUAAUUAUCAACAUAUAGGAUCCGUCUAUCUGUCCCUACUUUUCCCCUUUUACAGCCUUCUGGUGUACUACUGUUGUUACUUUAUUUGCACUUUGUUCUGACUCCCUUGUUCCAGUUGGCAAAAUUAACUGGAGAGAGAUUUUCACAUUUCAGCAGUGUAAACUCCUUAAAGAAUGGGACAUUGCAGCGAUAAGCUUCAUGCUUGCACUGUUGGAGACCACAUAACAUUUAUCUAGCACUGAGGGCUCUCAUUCUGCUGCACAAAGUGGUGCUAAAGAUCAAAACUUGUAAAUUGUCUGCACCACCACAAGAAACUUUUUAUGAACUGGCAGUAGAUUACUUCAAGAAGUAUUCUGUGACGGCAUUAUUAUUUAUCACCAAAUUCAAGUGGGAGCUUUGUUUGACUCUAGUCUGUCUGAUCACCUCCAGCAGAUCUAAAUGUUAACGUAUGCUGCUCUCCCAUAGUAAAUUAUUGUGGAAAAAAAGUCACUGCAGAAACAUCCAUUGCAUAGUAGUAUUCUAGACUGCUUGAUUCUCAUAAAGCUCGAUCAAAGUGGUUGUUGGACCACCGUAAUGCUUAAGCCAUUGCAGGACAUUUGGCCAUUUAGAAGACUUGUAAAGUUUGUUAGUAUUUCCCUUGUAACAAGGGUAUCCAUGCUUCUUUUCAAUUUUGGAAUGCUUUGUUUUUAUGUUGUACAGUAAAGCAAGAAAUAAUGUCUGCAAAAUAUAUACAACACUGAACCCUUGACUUUGUCAUUUGUAGCCAAUCCCAGUCGACCCCUGCCAUCUCCGUUUUUUUUUUCAACUUCAUGGGACAGUUUUUACCUUUCUAAACAUACCAUUGCACCUGUGUGCACAGAAUAAGGGGAUUGAUAUAAUUGCUCAGUAAACCGUGUUGCAGUAAAAUAUACUCAAAAAUGUAAUGACCUGUUUUGUCAGUGAGGCAUUUUUGUCAUUUUUUUGUGUAUUUCUCAUGUUAAUGUCAGUAAUACAUGGAAUCUAAAUGGUAUUGGAAUUGCUUUUUGUUAUAAACUACAGUCAAUGAGAUUUUAAAUGUUGAUCAUGUUGAACAAAUGCACUGACAUUUGACAUAGUCCAAGAAUGAAAUGUAAAUACGCUUAAAUGAUUGUAGCUCUUCUGUACAUUUGAACUCUUUAUGUUUAAGACAUGUCUGGACAUCUAUAAUAAUAAACUUUUUAUAUAUCAAAAUUA